AUGGCUGCACCUUCGUACCCACCAGCACCCCAAGGCUCGACGCGAGGGCCGUCCAAGAAGGCCAUCAAGAGAGCCCACGCCGCGCCGAUCGCGGCCAUGACUGCCAAAGCCAACCAGCCGCCGCCACUCGUUCGCAGCGGCAGCAAGCGACCGCGGCCGUCCGAGUCGUCCUACAAUGCGACCGACGUCGAUGCGGAGCAGCAACCACCUGCAACCGCGGUGAGGAAGGUCGUCGGCAUGAAGGCAGUUGCUGCAGCGGCCAAACCGAGACCGUCCUCGAUCACCGGCGAUGGGAGCGCUUUCAAGAGGGGCAUGUAUCUCACCUUCAUCGAUGACGCCUUCAAGCGGAGACAACAGGUACGACAUACUGGCGGGCGCUGGGAUAAGAGUUGUCAUGUGCUGACACGUGUGAUCCAAAACUUUCACAGGGGCAGAACGAACGUUACAAAGAGCUCAUCGCCCAGUUCCUCGCCAUCAUCCCCUCGACUUCCUCCGCGCCGCAUGCGAGCUCAUCCACCUCCACCUCGUCCUUUACAUCGGCGGAAACACCGACCACGGCGUCGUUGCGCGUGUGGCUCGAUGCGCUAACCCAUAUCGUCUCCAAACUCGACGCGACCCACGCCCCACUCGUCGAGACGAUCCUCGCUGUACCUUGGGCGACGAUGGACGACGGCUUUGUCACGGUUUACGUCAAGUUCAUCAGCGCGCUCGUCUCGGCACGACCCGAAUGGCUGCAAGCCGUCCUGAGCCCUUGUGUACAAGGGUUCAGCUACCGUGAGUCCUGACGUCAGCCCCACAUGAAGCCUGUGGGACUCAUUCUCUGCCUCUGGCACGCAGGCUCGAAAUACACCGUCGGCUCCCCGGCAGCGAUGCCAUCAAUCACACGGGGAAUACUAUACAGCCGACUCCACGCGAUGCUCACCAUGCUCCUUUCCCUGAUUCCGACCCUCGCACCUUCCCUCGCACCCCUCCUGUCGAUCCAUUUCCCCGCCAAACGCGAGCCCAAGAUUGCGCAAAUUUGCUACAUCGAGAACCUGCUCAUGCUGAGCGAGUACUGCUCGGCUCUGACGGAAGACAUCAUGGGCUUGAUCGUGGAGAGAGCGCUCAACAUCGACGUCGAGAUCCAGGGGGAACCUGAUGAUUGGGAGGACGCUGAGGACGAGCUGCUCGGGAUUCAGCCGCGGGAGGACGAAGCGAACGUCAAGGAUGUCGUCGGUCGACUGAUUGCCGAAGACGCGGAUGCCUCGAGUGACGAUGAGGACGAGAAUGACGACGGUGAUGCUUUCAACAUGGAGGACCUCGACUCGGACGACGAACCAAACCCCAUCAGCGACGACGAGGCGGCGAAAAAAGUUCGGUCAAGCGAGGGUAUGUCGGUCGAGGCACUGCGCAAGAUUCUCGAGCGGCGGACCAAACUCGACGCGAUCCUCAAAGUCGUGCUCGACCACCUCGCCAAUGCGCAUGCCGAGGUACCCUCCUCCCCUCGCCCCCCUCUCACGAACGAGGGCCUCGACUCGACCGAGACCACACCCACCCCUGAGACCCGACCGUCACAAGAAGUCGUGGACCGACGACUCGCGCUUUUUCGGUCGUUGCUCGACAUCUUCGAUCGCACGCUCCUGCGCACGUUCAAGACGCGCAACACGCAAUUCAUCCUCUUUUACCUGUGCUCUCUCGACGUCGCCUCGUCGGAUCAGUUCAUUGGUGUGCUGCUGGGGCGGGCUUUGUUCCAGACGGAUGCACCGGCGAUCACUCGUGUUGCCGCCGCGGGAUACGUCGCAAGCUUCAUUAGUCGUGCCACGUAUGUCGACGCCAGCAUGACGCGCAAGGUCGUCCAUCACCUGUGCCGCUACCUCGAGACCUCCAUGGAAGAUUUUGCCGCGGCCUCGCGUGUCUUCACUGGACCCAAAGCCUCGGCAACAUCGAGCAUGGCCAUCGAUCUGCCCGUCUUUUACGCCGUCACUCAAGCCGUCUUUUAUAUCUUUUGCUUCCGCUGGAAGGACCUGAUGGACGAAGGCGAGGAAGACGACCUCGUGCUCGAAUCGGGCAGGAGGUGGAUGUUGGGCCUGGAGACGAUCAAAAAAGUUGUCGCUUCGAACUUUAAUCCGCUAAAGGUGUGCGCUCAAUCGAUCGUGCAGCAGUUCGCGACGAUCGCAAACAAGACCAACUUUCUCUACUGCUGGUCCCUCAUCGACUCGAACCGUCGGUCAGGGGUAAGCGACGCGAACGCACCUUCUGCUGCGACAUCGUACGCGGUCCCUCACCUCAAUCGACAAGCGCCGCCACCUCCUUCCCGCUCCUCCUCGGUCGCGUCAAUUCCGUCCGCCGCCCCACGGCAAUUGCUCGUCGCGGAGGAAAUGGAUUCAUUCUUCCCCUUUGAUCCUUUCAAGAUGCCGCUCUCGUCCGUCUACAUUGACGGCAUCUAUCGCGAAUGGAUCGACGACGACGCCAGCUCGUCUGAAGCAUCGUCCGACACUUCGUCGUCCGAAGCGAGUGAUUCCGAAGAUUCGGCCAGCGAUUGCGAUCCUGUGUCGGAUACUACGAGUGGGUGGGCCGUACCGGGUUUGUUGUCGACGAGUAGUGAUCCGGCUUUGGAUGCCGAAGUCGCGAGGUCGUUCGAGGCGAUGAGUCUCAGUCUUUCUCCGCAUCACGAAUCGUUUGGAGGGCGUCGCAAAAAGGAAGAGGAUCGACGGCCGGCCAUCUCGAGUUUGGCUUGA
Messenger RNA from Microbotryum saponariae, 2717 nucleotides. Lineage: Eukaryota; Fungi; Basidiomycota; Microbotryomycetes; Microbotryales; Microbotryaceae. The record is from the annotation of a GenBank genome assembly.